GAAUUUUAGUUAUUCUUGAGUUUAUCUACUAAAAAUCGACUUUUUACUCAGUUUAAUCCUUAACAUUUGCUGAGUAAUUCUCUUUUUGAAUAUAAUGUUAUUCUGUUGGUUGCUGUUGUUUAACCCACUCACUUUCGAGCUUUAAGCUUUUAUUUCAGUCCAAAAGGCUCACGAGACGAGAAGAAUGACGGCUAACAAACUCUAACUUGCUCUUGCUCAUAGAUGCUACAUGUUCUGUGAAGUUCCACUGCAGUUCUGUUGGGAACUCAGUACUCGAGGGGCUGUUUCGGCAAAAUGUUUCCUUCGUCUCGUUAUUUAAUUAAAGAAAGUACAGCCUACUCGUUCUGUAACUGGGAGAGGCUGUAUGCCCUUUAGCCACCUCCUCACACUGUGAGGGAAAGUGAAUGUAUCGUAAUGCUGAGACUGAGGCGCCUAAGGGAGAAUCGAGCCCUGACCGGGGCUCCCCUGAUCACGUGACCGCAAGGGAGUUGUUGGACCGGCUAACAAUUUAAAGAAUGAUCCGUUCUGCUUCUGUACAUAAAGUCUGAACUGAACGUCCACUGGUCGGAUGGUGCGCUGCUCUGCAAACACUGUGGACAACUGCGCCCGGACAGCUGGUUUUGUGUUCCGAGGCCUUCAAGCUAAGUUCACAGGUCAGAGGAUGGCACUAAGAAAAUAGACUGUAUACAGUUUCUUCAUUUCUUCCACAUUGCAUCAAAUAUGCUACCCAAAGAGCACAACAGCGAGGGCAAAGCAGCCAAACUCAACCAGUAUGAGCAGAAGGUCAAAGCUGCCAAGAAAGAGGAGGAGUUAUGUUACGUGAGUCCACCGGAUGGAGGAUGGGGCUGGAUGGUGGUUCUUCACUGCUUUCUGGUGAACGUGUUGGUGAUGGGGACCUUGAAGAGUUUUGGGAUUUUCUUCGUAGCGCUGCAGGAUGAGUUUGGUGGCUCAGCCGAGAGUAUCAGCUGGAUCGGCUCCAUCAUGUCCAGCCUCAGGCUCUCAGGAGGUCCUCUGGCCUCUGUGGCCUGUGCUAAGCUGGGGAACAGAAUUACCUCCAUCAUGGGAGCGGCACUGGUCAGUGCAGGCUUUCUUACCAGCAUCUUUGCUACCAGUGUGGUCUACUUGUACAUCAGCAUGGGGCUGGUGGUAGGUCUUGGCUUCGCACUGUUAUAUCAAGCCACGUCUGUUGUUACCGCGACUUAUUUCCGAAAGAGGUUAGCAACAGCAUACUCCAUUGGCCGCUCUGGCAUGGGUUUGACCUUUGCCCUCGCCCCCUUUACCCAGCUGCUCCUGGAUCAGUAUGCAUGGCAAGGAGCUCUGUUGAUUUUGGGUGGUCUGAUGUUGAACCUGGUAGCCUCUGGAAUGCUGCUGCGACCAAUCCAUGUGCGACCUGCUGCCUCCUCUCCCCCUUCCUCGUCUAGCCUCCGCAAAGGUCUGACAGGUUCUCUGAGAGGAACUAAGAAGGAACCUCUUCAGAACGGCCUGAACGUGACUAUGGCUAUGUCUAAUGGCAUUGCAAAAACAGAACCCUCUCCUUCUUUUCAUGCUGAUACACUUAUCAUAGAGAACCCAUCCCUUGGGCAGAAAAACCUUCAAGCUGCGGAACUAACUAGCCUGGUCCAGAAUGGUGUAAAUGGACUGGACAGUGGCCCAGUAAAGGUUUACCCAGAAAGUAAUGGCAAGACAGUUGUGGAUUCAUUACUGCAUGAGAAGACUCCCCCCAAAAAAGCCAAAGUCUUGGACUUCUCACUCUUAAAGAAUCCUUUCUUUUGCAUCUAUACCUGGUCGCUGGUCUUCAGCCAGCUAGCCUACUUCAUCCCCUACUUCCACCUAUCAGCGAGAGCUAGGAAUUUGGGAAUCGACCCCAUGGAUGCAUCCUUCAUUAUAUCUGUAGCAGGUAUAACAGAAACCAUGGCUCAGCUGGCAUCUGGCUGGGUGGCGGACAGGAACCUGGUGCAUAAAUACCACUAUCACAAGGCCUAUCUGAUCCUAUGUGGUGUAGUGAACCUGCUCUCCCCCCUCGCCACCUCCUACAUCCUGCUGAUGGUCUAUGCAGUCUUUUUUGCCAUCUUCUGUGGAGGCUACAUGGCCCUGCUGCUGCCCGUCCUGGUUGACUUGGUAGGACCUGAUAAGUUGAACAACUCCAUGGGAUUUUCGAUGUUCUUUGUGGGACUUGGAUGCCUAACAGGUCCUCCUUUAGCAGGUUUUCUGUACGACUACACUCAAACGUACGACUGCUCCUUCUACCUGGCUGGCGUGUGUUACCUGCUGUCAUCAGUCUCUCUCUUCCUGGAGCCACUGGCCCAGCACUGGCAGGCAAGAAAGAAACGACAGGAGCUGCUCAAUAAAGAGCUGAUGUGGAGCAACGGCUGCUUCUGUCCAGUGCCUCAGAGAAAUGGGGUGGUGUAGAUGAAGCAGAGCAGCACACCAUGGCCACGUCUUUUCUCGAGGUUUCAUCCUCCAAGAGUUACCCUAACCUCAGCUUUGGGGUGGACUACAGUACUAGCCUUUUUGAGGGAAGGACGUUCAUUUGAAUGGCACAGAUAUUAUGACCAACACAGUCUUAAAAUGCUUGAAGACACCAUACUGGAUACUGCUUUUAGUUCCAGAGAACAGACGGUCAGGUCCGUUCUGUAACUUCCAAUAAAGCCAAAUUGAUUUCAUGUUA
Messenger RNA from Colossoma macropomum (tambaqui), 2668 nucleotides. RefSeq names its product solute carrier family 16 member 4 (gene slc16a4). Gene Ontology annotation, molecular function: monocarboxylic acid transmembrane transporter activity. The record is from RefSeq and is a predicted model, not a curated record. Lineage: Eukaryota; Metazoa; Chordata; Actinopteri; Characiformes; Serrasalmidae. The transcript is spliced from 11 exons. The coding region runs from base 721 to 2409 and encodes 562 amino acids. Gene Ontology annotation, biological process: monocarboxylic acid transport; transmembrane transport.